CCAGCAGCUAAUGUAACAUAAUAUCCCUGCUUAAUAUUCAUAGCAUUACCACUUCCUGUUGUUGCCUAGCAAUAUAAUGAGCAUCAAUAUGCCUGGAUUGCUGUCCUUUAAAUGGGUAUUUUGAAUGCUUAAAACUAACCUUAAAACCAAAUAAGAGCAACUUUCUCUUGUACAAACUAUUUCGAAAGGGCUUGGUUGAUUCUUUAAUCUUGAGACAUUAAGUAGAUAAUGAUUCACUUGGGAUUAUUUAACAUCUGAACUUUUCUACCCAUUUCCUUGAGUUUGGAUCAUCUUAAUGUCCAUUAACUUUAAACUGAAAUAGGAGAAAUUCUCCUGGUGGAAAGUAAGCACUUCCAUUCUCCUCAAGUUCAAUGUGUCUUCUGCAAGGUUCAAAAGAUUUGAUGCACUUUCCGCCAGGAGAAUUUGAGAAAAUUCAAAUUGAAUAUACCCCAUCCAACAUUAAUAUUGGCUUGUAAUAAUUCUAAGCUGAAUCAACUAUACACAUGGUAGCAAAUAGUAAGACAAGAUGGAGCAUUUAGAAAUGCACAAAAAAGCAUUGGAAACUCUAUGUAGACUAUGUGGCAAUAAGAAUACAAAAAGUAGAAACAAGGCAAAACCUAUUCCAUGUAUAACUUCACAAGAAGAUGUAUUUUCCAUUUUUGGAAUAAAUCUAGAUAAGGAUGAUCCAAGAAUUCAUCCAUAUAUGUCUAUCAUGCUAUUCAGCUUUAAAAAAGUUUAAGUACUACAACAGACAAGUUGAUUCAACUCUGAAAGAAAACAUUCAAAGCACAAACAAUAAAUGGAUAUGUUCGAAAGAUUGCACAAUAGACAAUUCCUGGAUAUGCCAAAUCUAUAAAAUAAACAAAGCACCAAUUGGACGCAAACGAAAAGUCUCUGAGAUUACAACUGAAGAUGAGCUAAGUUUUAAUGAAAGUGAUCUUAAAAGGAAACAAUACCUGUGUAGCACACCUAAAAAACAAUGUAUUCAACCUGCCGAGACAUUGAUGGACACUAAGUCACCAUCAGAAGGGACGAAUUUAACACCAACACCUGUUGUAACUCCCCAAAUGAAAUUGUCUGCAAUUCAAUUAAUUAUGAAUGAAACAAAUUCAGCAAAACCUCUAUCUCGAUGGGAAGAAAAACUUUUUACACAUCUUGCAAAAAUAAAACUAGCGCAGGCAGAAGAAAGGGGAAAGGUGAAAUGUCAAAACACAAGAGGACAGGUAUUAAUUCAUUACUUAACCUUCUAAGAACUAUCAAUUAAAUUAUCAUAAUUAUGUACACAUUUUAUAUCAACUAUCAUAGAUAGGAAUAAUAUAAUGAUUAGGUGUUUUCAUUCAAGUCCUCUUCAAUUAUCAUACAGCUAGUGUUGAAUAGCCACUUAAUACCUCAUUAAAUACACAUCAUGUCAAAUGAUCCACAGUAUACACACUUAUGCACUUGUUUUAUAAUCCUUUCAGCCCUUGGUGUUAAUGAAAAUAGAAGUUCCAAGAAUUAAAAGUCAAGAUGCUAAAUCACCUCUGAAAAGGCACAGGGCAAGAUUAAUAAAUAAAGUGAGAAAAAAAGUUAGCGGUGGAACAGAUAAUUCUACUAUUCACCAAAUGUCAAAAGAGUGGCGUGUUCAGCACCGUAAAAAGAAAACCCGUGAACUUUUG
Messenger RNA from Owenia fusiformis, 1655 nucleotides. The record is from the annotation of a GenBank genome assembly. NCBI's taxonomy places the organism in Eukaryota, Metazoa, Annelida, Polychaeta, Sabellida, Oweniidae.